Molecule: messenger RNA, 598 nt
Organism: Pundamilia nyererei
Lineage: Eukaryota; Metazoa; Chordata; Actinopteri; Cichliformes; Cichlidae
Product: trace amine-associated receptor 7h-like
Exons: 2
Biological process (GO): G protein-coupled receptor signaling pathway
Cellular component (GO): membrane
Molecular function (GO): trace-amine receptor activity
Source: RefSeq, a predicted model, not a curated record
GCAGCUCCACACACCCAGUAACAUCCUCCUCCUCUCUCUGGCUGUGUCAGACUUUCUUGUUGGUCUCCUGUUAAUUCCAGCUGAGAUUUUUAGAAUCACAGUCUGCUGGAAUAUCCUGAUUGAACCAGGCAGGUAUAAUUCCUGUUAUGGAGAGUGUGUGUUUAUCACCAGUGAUAUUGCUGGCAUAAUUGACCUUGUUUUAUCUUUUAUCGUACCAGUUUCCAUCAUCAUAGUUCUAUAUAUGAGAGUAUUUGUGGUGGCUGUGUCUCAGGCUCGUGCCAUGCACUCUCAUGUUACAGCUACACUUCAGCGUUCACUGAAUCAAACAAACAAAUCUGAGUUGAAAGCAGCCAGGACCCUGGGGGUUCUUGUAGUUGUGUUUCUGGCCAGUUUCUGUCCAUUUUAUUGUUACUUUCUUGUUGUAGAAGACAUAGUCAGUGAUUCAUCUGCCUAUAUUGUGGUCAUCAUCUAUUAUUUUAACUCUUGUCUAAACCCACUAAUUUAUGCCCUGUUUUACCCUUGGUUUAGAAAUGCUGUUAAAGUCAUCAUCACUUUUCAGAUAUUCAAGCGUGACAGCAGUGAGGCCAACGUAAUAUAG